AUGUUCGAUUCAAUAAAGCAGUCGGCUCUUUACCAGGAGAUGAGUCUCCGCCUGCUUUUUAUCGGGUCCUUUGUCUCCUUAGGAGCCAUGGGAUUUGGCUAUGAUAAUGGCUGGUGGGGAGGUGCUUUGGACCUUCAACCAUUUGGCAAGCAAUAUGGUGAAUGGGAUGCUGCCGAUAAACAAUGGUCGAUUCCUUCCGUGAAGCAGUCGGCGGGUACUGGAACUGGCUCUGCUGGUAUUAUUAUAGGCUGUCUUGUUGCUCCGUGGCUAUGUCAGAACCUGGGCCGCAAGCCGACUUUGCUAGUCAUGGCAGGUAUGUUGACUGUGGGCUGUGUGUUGGAAGCGACUGCAGUGACAUCGUUCUGGCAACUGGUUGUUGGUCGCAUCGUUGUCUACUCAGGUAUUGGACUGGCGUCCAACGUGGUCCCUAUGUAUCAAUCGGAGUGCGCGCCCCCACGAAUUCGAGGUGCUUUCCUCACUGCUUAUUCGUUCUGGAACACUUUCGGUGGUUUCAUAGCAACACUGGUGGUCUUUCUUUGCCAGCAAUUGGCUACCAAAUGGGCUUACCUCACCCCCAUCAUAUGCCAGCUGUUAGUCCCUCUUGGUAUCAUCUGCUCUUACUCAUUUCUCCCCGAGACACCCCGAUACCUCGUCUACCGUGGCCGAUUUCAAGAAGCCGAGGCAGCUAUUAAGGAGCUUUAUGGGCCAGAGUACAAUGCAACAGAGGAAGUGCAGCUUCUACAACUCCAGGUGGAAGAGCAACGUGAGCUCCACAAAGCUACAAGUGUCUUGGACUGCUUUAGAGGGACAAAUUUUCGGCGAACCGUGAUCGCAGCUGGUGUCCAAAUCUUGCAACAGGCCCAAGGAAUCUCCUUCAUCAACAACUUCCUGGUGACCUUCAUGUCACAGCUUGGAUUCUCUGAUCCCCUCAAGUACAACGUCAUUGUUUUCGCUUGUGGGCUUCUUGCAAACAUAAUCUCCUUCUAUACAUUCGACAAGCUUGGACGGCGUUCUACCAUGUUCUGGGGUGCUUUUGUCAUGGGCGCCAUGAUGCUGGGCGUCGGGGGUACCACUGCGAACGGGUACAACGUCCUUUCCCCAACGACCCAAAAUGGAUGCAUUGCUAUGCUUGUUCUAUGGUACUUUUUCUACUGCCUUUCCUGGGGUCCUGGAGCGUGGAUCCUGGGUGGUGAAAUUGGAACUGGUCAGCUGCGUGAGAAGACUCUGCUUCUCUCAUCGCUUGGCAGUUUCGUUACUUCUGUGCCUAUCAAUUUUGUCAACCCAUACGUGCAAGCGCAGAUUGGUGGUCGGACUGCGUGCAUAUAUGGAAGCUUUUCCGUUGCUUCUAUGGUCUUUGUUUAUUUGCUACUACCAGAGACUAAGGGUCGGUCUUUGGAAGAGCUGGAUGAGAUGUUCCAGCAGCAGGUUUCGACUCGGAAGUUCAGAAACCAUGUCUGCACUGGCUUGGGAGCUCAGAUUCGUCAAUUGGAGAAUAAGGAAGAUGAGCCUGAGCUUCGAAAUAAGACCCAGGCUAUUGAGCAUGUGGAGGUUGCUCAGGUUGUAUAA
Molecule: messenger RNA, 1566 nt
Organism: Penicillium angulare
Lineage: Eukaryota; Fungi; Ascomycota; Eurotiomycetes; Eurotiales; Aspergillaceae
Exons: 3
Coding region: 1-1566 (521 amino acids)
Biological process (GO): carbohydrate transport; transmembrane transport
Cellular component (GO): membrane
Molecular function (GO): carbohydrate:proton symporter activity
Source: RefSeq, a predicted model, not a curated record